Acaulospora morrowiae is the source of this 164-nucleotide messenger RNA. NCBI's taxonomy places the organism in Eukaryota, Fungi, Glomeromycota, Glomeromycetes, Diversisporales, Acaulosporaceae. The record is from the annotation of a GenBank genome assembly.
AUGUUGAGUCAGGAACGGAUGGUCAAAAAACUGAAGGUGGCUCAGAGAAAGAUGAUCGAAAAGAGGAGGUUACUUUUGAAGAUGAAUCAGAAUAUUUGGAAAAGAUGAUCAAAAAGAUUUUGAAGGCGAGUUGGAAGGUUUGGAGAAAGAUGAUCAGACAAUAG